Blepharisma stoltei is the source of this 2428-nucleotide messenger RNA. The record is from the annotation of a GenBank genome assembly. Lineage: Eukaryota; Ciliophora; Heterotrichea; Heterotrichida; Blepharismidae.
AUGUCCAAAGAUCACACUCAUCCUACACAAAUUUUAACCGCAGACCCUUUAUCCUCAUCUCUAAACAUAGAGAGCGGCUUAAAAGACUUCUACAGAAUUACGUUAAAAUUUAAGAACAAAAGUGUUGAAAGAGACUACAAAGAAUCAAUUUUAUUUCACUAUAAGAAAUUUCACAGCAAUAGCUACUCACGAAGCAAAAACUUCUUUUUAAGCUAUUUUGGGACAAUGCUGGCUUAUAUUUUGAUGUACAUCCUCGUGUACACCAACAAAAGCUUAUUCCUCCCUUGAUAAGCUGACAAGAAUUUUUGCUCUCGAAUAGUUGGGAUUAAUUUUUAUUUUAAAUUAAAUUUAUGUAUUUAAUAAUUGUUUUUUGGCUUAAAAAAAUAUGUGGACAUUUGUUGGGAAAAAUUUUAUUUAAUUUAUAAAAAAUUGUCUAAAAUUUAAAAAAAUGGUUAAUUUUUAUAGACUUUUCUAAUGGUUUUGCUCGCUAACAAAGAGAUGGUUAGAUAAAAAAAUUUUUGAGUUCCAGGUGAUCUCUAUGGGUUUGAUCCUGAUUUUGAGUGUCAAUAUUUUUUGUUUGUCCUUUUACACUAACAUUUUCCGGAAAUUUCGUGUUGAUAUUUUACAAUUUAACUACUUCUCCUUUGGAGUAUUCCUAAUAAUUAAUAACCCUCCUGUGCAGGAAGCAAUUUUUGGAAGUGGCGGAGACGUAUAUAUUUCAAGCUUACCCGGACUAUUAGUGAUAUUAGCGAUAUCAAAAUUUGUAUUAUAUACGAAUUAUUUUGAAUUUGGUAUUACAAACAUUUGUUUAGCUAUAAUCUAUUUAAUUUCGCAUUUGCUUUCCAAGCAGUCACUUAUUACGACACUAUUAGAGCUUGCGAUUUAUUUAUUUCAGAUAAUUUAUGAAACGUCAAAAUUUUACCACACAGAGAUAACCUGAAGGUAUCAGUUCCAAAUGAUUCAAAGCGAUACCAUAAUUGAAAAAAAUAACAACGAAAAUGAAGCUCCAAAGACAGAAAUCGAAGAAGUCACAAGCUGACUGAUUGAGUCAAUGAAAUUAGUAGAGAAUUUGAUAAAUAAAGCAUCUGCAAAUAACAAAAUCAGGUUGAAGAGAGUUCUAGAACUAUUAAAUAAAAUUUCGAGAAUGAUUAGGUCAAAAAGAAACAUAUAUUCCACCGAUAUAGAAAUGAUUACUAAAAAUAUGGACGAAGACGACAGAGAAUACAUUAAACAAUCUUGAAGCGACCAAAACCACAUUAUUUCAAAAACUUCCAGCAAAAUUCGAGUCCGCAAGACAUCUGAACUCCUUAAAAUUAAGCCUUAUGAUGUUGACGAGCUAACCGGAGUGUUACGCCAAAUUGGGAAAAACUGAAAUUUUGAUACAUUUUUCUUGAAAGAAUGUACUGAAAAAUAUCCUCUACUAAUAACGGGAAAAUAUUGUAUUAAAAAAUAUAGACUAGAUGAAGUAUUUAAUAUCCAAGAAAAAAUUUAUUUCGAUUUUUUUGAAAAAUUAGAAUCACUAUACAAAGAUAACCCAUAUCAUAACUCGACCCACGCUGCUGACGUGUUAGCGUCCUUUUUGUAUUUAACUAACAAAUCAUGCUUAGCAGAUGCAUUAUUAGAUAUUGAAGUCCUUGCUUCAAUAAUUGCCAAUUUAGGUCAUGAUGUAGCUCAUCCAGGCUUUAAUAAUAGAUUUUUGAUAAAUACAAAAGAUGAGCUGGCGAUCAGAUAUAAUGACGUUUCAGUACUGGAAAGCAUGCAUUGUUCAACGACUUUUCAAAUUAUGCAAAACCUUGAGUAUAAUAUAUUAGGAACUUUGGAUAAGGACCAGUGGGCAACUGCAAGGAAAUUUAUUGUAGAAAUGAUAUUAGCGACUGAUAUGGGGCGGCAUUUUGAUUUACUUGGACAGUUCAGAGCGAAACUUAUGAAUAAUAGCUCAAGACCUCUAGAAACUGCAGAAAACAGACUUGAAGUGCUCAGAAUGGCAAUAAAAGCAGCUGAUAUUGGCCACGCUGCUAAAGUGAGAGAGCUGCAUGAAAGGUGGACUGUUCUCGUUGUCAAUGAGUUUUUUAACCAAGGCGACAUAGAAAAAGCACUAAAACAGCCAAUUUCAAUGUUUUGUGAUCGAGAUACCACUGAUAUUGCAAAAUCCCAAGCUGGCUUUAUCAAAAAUAUCGCUUUACCUCUAUACGAAGCUCUAAACAGCUAUCUCAUCUCUUCUUCAAUUGACGAAAACUGCAUAGAGCAGCUAAAAUCAAACCAAAUUACUUGGGAAUUCAUGGCCAACAAACACAGAAUUCUAUCCCAUUGUGCAGUGGAGCCUGAUUCUGACUACCAGUCAUUAGUCAACAAAUACAACCCAAUCCGACGAGGGAGCACUUAUGGCAUCCCAAAAACAAACUCACAGGACGACGCCUGGAUGGUAUAA